AUGCGCGCGAUGGUAGACAACUUUCCCGAGGUUCUGCAGAUGGACUGCACGCAUCAGACAAAUCAAUACAACUACCAGCUUUUCACGAUUGUAGCUAUGGAUCAAUAUGGCCAAGGGCAACCGGUGCAGUACUCCCUCAUUGAAACGAAUGGCGAUUGGCACAUGUCAAAGUGUCUCGACCACUUCAAGCGUGCAAAUGAGCACUGGCGGUUCGUGCGGAUAGUCAUCGUCGACAAGGACAUGCGCGAGAUCGAUGUGAUUCGCAAGAAAUUUCCGGAGGCGCGGAUUCUUCUCUGCCACUUUCAUGUCAUCAAGUGGCUUCAUGAAACCAUCAAGAAAUCGCAGACCUAUGGAGCCUACGAAGCAGAAGUUUUGACGCAGAUGAAGCACACCAUCACGAACAUGACAUACUCCAGAACUGAGGAAGACUAUGUGCGGCAUCGGGAUGAGUUCAAGAGUCUGGCCUCGCGGAAUGGUCGUGUGGAGCUAUGGGAGUAUUUCGACAAGAACUGGAAUGCGUGCCGAGAGAUGUGGGUGAUGGCUUACCGUGUCGAUUUGCCACACUUCGGCAAUCACACGAAUAAACGUGUCGAGAGCCUAUUCGGUAAGCUGAAGCGAAAGCUGAAAGACCAUCUAACUAUGCGCGCUAGUCUGGAGGUGCUUCUGGAAUAUCAGCGCCGCAAAGAAGAAGCCUAUCGGUCCAAGGUCGGUAUGCCGGGUACCCUGAGAGACGCCUCGUACCCUGAGGAGUUGAACGUCGCUCUGGGCAUGACCACGAGGUGGGUAGCAUUUGCUCUGAAGACACAAUUUGACAUUGCUACGAACCCCGGGGUUGUCGAUACCUACGCUUUCAAGGACAAUGGCGCUACUAUCACCGUACAAAGCGAGGAGAACGAGUAUCUCCUCGAGAAGGAAGGCUGGGUGUGCGACUGCGAGUUUUCGCAGACUAUGAAGCUUCCGUGCAGACAUGCAAUCGUCUACAGAAAAGUGUGUGGAAGCCCCUUCAUCAUCCCAUUCUCAUCCAUUUCGCCCAGGUAUGUCCAGUUUUUCUAUGAGUAUUGA
Molecule: messenger RNA, 1062 nt
Organism: Phytophthora sojae
Lineage: Eukaryota; Oomycota; Peronosporomycetes; Peronosporales; Peronosporaceae
Product: secreted protein
Exons: 2
Coding region: 1-1062 (353 amino acids)
Molecular function (GO): zinc ion binding
Source: RefSeq, a predicted model, not a curated record